AUGAGCGCAGACGAGCAACCAUCCCCGACGCGGAAACGCGAUCGCGAGGAAGAAGGGGAGGACCUCUCCGACGGGGGCGCCGCCGAGAAGCGGCCGCGCGCGGAGGGCGCGUCCCUGCUGGGGCUGGCUACCUACGAGGACGAGGAGGAAGACGAAGCGGCCAGGGGCCACGCGAAUGGCCGACGCGCGGUGGAGCCUGAGGGGGAGGAGGACGAGGAGGUUGACGAUGAGGAGGACGACGUGAGGAGGGCUCCGGAGAGGAGGCCCAGGCAGGUUGAGCUGCGCCGGGACUGCCCGUACCUCGACACCGUGAACAGACAGGUUCUUGAUUUUGAUUUUGAGAAGUUCUGUUCAAUCUCCUUGUCAAAUUUGAAUGUGUAUGCGUGCUUGGUCUGUGGAAAAUAUUUCCAAGGAAGAGGGUUAAAAUCUCAUGCAUAUACACACAGUCUUGAAGCAGGCCAUCAUGUGUUCAUUAAUCUUCAAACCGAGAAGGCUUACUGUCUUCCUGAUGGAUAUGAGAUUAAUGAUCCAUCGUUAGAAGAUAUUCGGCAUGUUCUCAAUCCAAGGUUCACUAAAGAGCAGGUUCUAAAUCUUGACAAAAAUAAGCAGUGGUCUAGAGCACUUGAUGGCUCCAAUUAUCUACCUGGAAUGGUGGGUCUUAACAACAUCAAGGAGACUGAUUUUGUGAAUGUCACAAUACAGUCAUUAAUGAGAGUUACGCCUCUGAGAAAUUUCUUUCUAAUCCCUGAAAACUAUCAGCAUAGCAAAUCACCAUUGGUUCAUCGUUUUGGGGAAUUGACAUGGAAGAUUUGGCAUGCUAGGAACUUCAAGGGCCAGGUUAGUCCACAUGAGUUUCUGCAAGCAGUUAUGAAGGCCAGUGACAAACGGUUUCAGAUUGGUGUACAGUCAGAUCCAGUGGAAUUUAUGUCAUGGCUCUUAAACACACUGCAUGCGAAACUAAAAAGCUCAAAGAAGAAAAACAGAAGCAUAAUACAUGAUUGCUUUCAGGGAGAACUUGAAGUUGUUAAGGAGGUUCAUAGGAAGCAUAUAAUGGAAAAAAGAGAGGAUGGCGAUGAGCUGAAUGGUGAGGCAGGUUCAGUGGUUGGAACUGCAGAUGGAAUUGUUACCGAAACAUCUAAGGUCCCAUUCCUGAUGCUCGGUCUUGACCUGCCACCUCCACCUCUUUUCAAAGAUGCCAUGGAGAAAAAUAUCAUUCCACAGGUACCAUUAUUUAACAUACUGAAGAAGUUUGAUGGUGAGACUGUGACGGAGGUUGUCCGACCAUCCAUUGCCCGAAUGAGGUACCGAGUCACUAGACUGCCGAAGUAUCUGAUCCUUCAUAUGCGAAGGUUUACCAAAAAUAAUUUCUUUGUCGAGAAAAACCCUACUCUCGUUAAUUUUCCUGUGAAGAACUUGGAAUUGAAGGACUACAUUCCAUUACCUAAGCCGAAAGAGAAUCAUAAGCUACGUUCAAAGUAUGACCUCAUAGCAAACAUUGUCCAUGAUGGCAAACCAGGCGAAGGAUGCUACAGAGUAUUUGUACAGCGGAAAUCAGAAGAGGCCUGGUACGAGAUGCAGGACCUCCAUGUUACUGAGACUCUUCCUCAAAUGGUAGCUCUCUCAGAAACCUACAUGCAAAUAUAUGAGCAACACGAAUGA
Messenger RNA from Miscanthus lutarioriparius, 1659 nucleotides. The record is from the annotation of a GenBank genome assembly. Lineage: Eukaryota; Viridiplantae; Streptophyta; Magnoliopsida; Poales; Poaceae.